Penicillium robsamsonii is the source of this 597-nucleotide messenger RNA. RefSeq lists its product as uncharacterized. NCBI's taxonomy places the organism in Eukaryota, Fungi, Ascomycota, Eurotiomycetes, Eurotiales, Aspergillaceae. The coding region runs from base 1 to 597 and encodes 198 amino acids. The record is from RefSeq and is a predicted model, not a curated record. The transcript has a single exon.
AUGGUUGCUGCCUCGCGCCGCACCUCAGCGCUGGGGGAGAUCACCCACCGCAGCGGUGCUUCCGGGCACCCAGCAACGCCUGAUCCCCCCCUAUACUAUCCUCCCCGCGUAGUGUUGCUUCGGCGACGCCCGGCCUUGGAUCUUAUUGGGGGGCCCUCGCCGCGCUGGGCCCCUGGUGUAUCCGCUGUGGUGACUGAAGCCCGGGGGCCUCUUGGCCCCCGGCACCGUUGGGGUCUGUGGAUCGAUGGCCGCUGGCCAUACCCGAAACUCAGAUUCCUGGAGGGAGCCGCCCCGUGGGAUCCGCCGUUCGCCGGCGUUGUCCACGGGGUCUGGACCCUUCAUCCGAGGGCCACAUGCCGCAGCCUGCCAGCGCCUUCACGGGCGCCUGGUCGGAUCACCUGCGUGCGGACUGGUGCUGAGGAGUUUAGUGGGGGCAAUUGGAUGGUUUCAGCGUCCCCCCGGUACGCCGGGGGUGCCGCCGCAACCGGGCGCCUCGUGCGCCCCUUCCAUUUAACUACAUUCUACCCCUUCGGGGGUCUGGGCUCCCGGGACUCUCUCGCCGCAAGGCGGGUGGGCCCCCGGGAUGUCUUGCCAUGA